UUGGGCUUGUCUUACUCUCGUCCGCACAGACAACCCAUCUCGACGGCCGAGCCUCCCUGCCUACCCCUCCCUCUCAUCCACUGUCAAGCUGGACCUCUCGCCCUUCUCCGCGGGGUCCCCGGGCCAGUUCCUCGAUAACAACAACAGCAACAUGGACACCGUGGUGAUGGAUCACGAUCAAACCAUUAGCCCAAAGGAGGCUCAGCUUCCCCAUAACAACAUUCCAGAUGACAACAUGGGUGGCCUCGAGGAUUCACCCCAGAUAACACCCGACCAAAACGGCUUCCCAGAUCGCCAUUAUCAACAAAACUUCGACCAGAACCUCAACAGCUCACCACGGUCAUAUUCGCAACACGACAACUUCGACACAGACCGAUAUGCCACACCACCAGCACCACAGGCCUCGAUAUCACGACCGCCCUCGGGUCUCGGAGGCCAGAACCCAUCCCAAUCCGCAGAACACGGCUCUAGGACAGCCGCCGGUGGGAGUUCGAGCGAGCAGGCCAACGGGCGCAAUCAUGUCGUGAUCAAGGUCGGCAUGGUCGGUGAUGCGCAGAUUGGCAAGACAAGUUUGAUGGUCAAAUACGUCGAAGGGAGCUGGGACGAGGACUACAUCCAGACUCUGGGCGUCAACUUCAUGGAAAAGACCAUUAGCAUCCGCAACACCGAGAUUACCUUCAGCAUCUGGGAUCUUGGCGGCCAACGCGAGUUCGUCAAUAUGUUGCCGCUCGUGUGCAACGAUGCUGUGGCCAUCCUGUUCAUGUUCGACCUGACCCGCAAGAGCACGUUGAACAGCAUCAAGGAGUGGUAUCGCCAGGGGCGAGGAUUCAACAAGACGGCCAUUCCCGUCCUGGUAGGCACAAAGUACGAUCACUUUGUGAACCUGUCGCGGGAGGAGCAGGAAGAAAUUUCCAACCAGGCUCGGCGAUUCGCCAAGGCGAUGCGUGCGGCACUGAUCUUUAGCAGCACGAGUCACAGCAUCAAUGUCCAAAAGAUCUUCAAGAUCGUGCUAUCCAAAGCCUUCGAUCUAAAAUGCACAAUUCCCGAAAUUAGCAACGUUGGCGAACCACUUCUCCUGUAUCAGUCUGUAUAGGUCGAUGAGUAAGCUUGACCUUGUCAACAGCCUUUGCGACAACCGUGCGAGCGGCCUCCUCCGACGAUCUGCAAUUUGCAUUAAUACCCCUGGCUGGCGACGGAGCGAUGGCACACGUCGAGUACUUGUAAGGGUCACUCGACCACGACAGAGGACACCAGAGCAACGGACUACCGAAGCGCCGUCCUCGAUGCACAUAUUCGCCUCAUAACCCCCAUGCCCACACUUCCUCAAGGCAACUCCACACAACGGGGCAGUAGCAUUUUGUGACCUUUCGGG
Molecule: messenger RNA, 1372 nt
Organism: Neurospora tetraspora
Lineage: Eukaryota; Fungi; Ascomycota; Sordariomycetes; Sordariales; Sordariaceae
Product: P-loop containing nucleoside triphosphate hydrolase protein
Exons: 3
Coding region: 152-1093 (313 amino acids)
Biological process (GO): positive regulation of mitotic division septum assembly
Cellular component (GO): spindle pole body
Molecular function (GO): GTPase activity; GTP binding
Source: RefSeq, a predicted model, not a curated record